AUGCACAACGAGCAAAAGACGAUGGGGAAAGAAAACCAAAUACAAGUUAGAAUAUAUAUCCUGGAAGGAUUGGAUCCGCGAUUUGUAGAGGCAUCUGGAUCAUACUUCUUCAUGGACCCGAUGUUUUUCAUCAGGCACGAAAGGAAUACUGUAUGGGAUAUGGGUGAUGUACAAGAAGGAUUUACAAAACUGGCAGCUGUUAUUCUUUGUGAACCACCGGUUCAUGAAGUAUAUCGUGGACAUAGCCUUUUUCCACAAGAGAUGAAGAGUGAGAUAUUUCAAGGUGGCUAUGUGGAUUUUAUCGAUUUUGAUAUCUUGACCAGGGAUGGCCUGAAUGGGGCAUUUGAUGGCCCUCCAAGAACCUGCAUGCUCGAUGAUCUUUGCUUCUACUUGGAGCAUCACAGUCCACUUCUAUUCGAGAUGGAAGGAGCGACACCUCCAUUAAUCACGUCGGUUUUUCUCAAGAAAAUAACAGCUUCUCAUUACGUGAAAUUGAUAGAUUAUUUCGAAAUAAUUGUUCAGAGAUUAAGGAAAACAGAAUGGCAACUCUCGCGACAAACUGACUGGCAAGCCUACAAAUCCUGGCCUGAAAAAUAA
This is a messenger RNA of Sclerotinia sclerotiorum 1980 UF-70, 597 nucleotides long. RefSeq lists its product with no specific name. The record is from RefSeq and is a predicted model, not a curated record. Bases 1 to 597 code for a protein of 198 amino acids. NCBI's taxonomy places the organism in Eukaryota, Fungi, Ascomycota, Leotiomycetes, Helotiales, Sclerotiniaceae. The transcript has 3 exons.